Molecule: messenger RNA, 208 nt
Organism: Acaulospora colombiana
Lineage: Eukaryota; Fungi; Glomeromycota; Glomeromycetes; Diversisporales; Acaulosporaceae
Source: the annotation of a GenBank genome assembly
UUGCCGAGGAUAAUGAUGACCAUUGCCGCCAUAAGGGUGAAAACCUUGGUCUUGAGAAAUGCAGGAAUGAUGGAAACCAGUAGGAUGAUUGAGAUGACAUUGAGAAUCGGAACUACUGGAAAGAAACGGGAUCCUCCAACUGGUUCUUUCAUCUUGUGCUACUGCCGCCAGCGGUCAAAAGGAGUUGGGGUGGAAGGCGAAGUUGACC